Molecule: messenger RNA, 1866 nt
Organism: Fraxinus pennsylvanica
Lineage: Eukaryota; Viridiplantae; Streptophyta; Magnoliopsida; Lamiales; Oleaceae
Source: the annotation of a GenBank genome assembly
AUGUCGACGAGAAGACCAAGAAGAGAACUCAAUGGAACAAUCGAAGGGCCGGAGUCCUUGGAAUUUCUUUUAUCUAGAUUAGGAAAAGAUCGGAAAAAUCUUGAAGCGACUGGCUUUGCAUUGGACAAGGCUGUUCUGUUGUUUGUAUUGCAAAAGUGUACGUUUUUUUCAGAUGGAAUCGAGGAACAAGAAAAUGUGGUUCGGCCUAAUACAAGACAGGAAGACAAUCUUGAGUUUUAUGACACCAGUCGAUAUACUAAAAGGAAACACCACUCCACCAGCUUGUCUAUACAAUCACAAUGUUCUGGCUGUUAUCUUCUCGUCUGCGUUUUAGUGGGAGCACAAGGAGCUGGACUUACGAAUGAGUUGUUCUUGCCUUCUGGUGCCGUUAUGGUGCGAGUAGAAUUACAAGAUAACUAUCCAAAUCUUCUAGCAGCUUGGCUUGAACAAGUCAGAAUAUGUGAAUAUAUCAGGUUGCUGGUUAUCCAACUAGUGGAGAUGGAGAAAGAGCCUCGGAAACUCGUUUUUCGUUCGGCUCCAGUUAUCUUCCUACUUGUCCUUUCUUUGGUGUAUAUUGAUCUUUUUUGGGCCAAUUUUAUUUCGUUUGAUCAAUGGAAGAAAUACAGGUCUUAUUCAGAAUCCAUUUUCAACAAUAGUAAGAUCUUGAAUGAAACACUUAAGCAGAACUCCCUGGAUUUUCUGUUUUCAAGCCUCCUGGCAGGGGAAGAUCGGUCGAAGCUCAAAGCUACGGGAUUUGCAUGUAAUACGGCUGUUUAUUCGAUUCAUUGUGUCACGAAUCAACCAGUGAGGAUUGACACAAGAACCAUGACAGUUUAUAUUCCCUCUGAUCAGCCUGUGCAAGAAACUGUGAUUAAGCCAUAUGCUAGGCAAGAAGAUCAUAAUCUUCUCAAAAUUGUGACACCGGUCAAGAUUAUGCACGGUAACACUACACCACCAGUUUGUCAACACAACCACGAAAUCCCUGCUGUGAUCUUCUCAUCUAGUGGUUUUGUGGGCAAUGUGUUCCAUGAAAUUAAUGAAAUCAUCAUCCCUUUGUAUAUUACGAGUAAAAACUUACGAUCCCGCGUUUUGUUCAUCCUUGAGGACUACAAGCCGUCAUUUCUAAGCAAAUAUAGCAAGGUGAUCUCUCGUUUAUCGUCCUAUGAGGUGAUGAAUCCGGCUGCAGAUCAAAGUGUGCAUUGUUUUCCUGGAGUUGUAGUCGGACUUAAGUUUCACGGCCAUCUGUCUUUGAAUUCGAGUGAUGUCCCUAAAGGCCAUUCAAUGCAUGAGUUAAGGCAGUUUCUCCGACAAGCAUUUAAUCUCAAGUUUAGCCAUGUAUCUCAGAUCAAAAGGCCAACGUUAAUGCUUUUAUCUCGUAGAACAACAAGAAGAUUCUUGAACGAAGAUGAGAUGGUUGCAAUGAUGGAAGAGUUGGGCUUUCAUGUAAUUCUUGUUGCAAGAGCAAAAGUUGUAUCGAAUUUGAACAUAUUCGCCAAUCUGAUAAACUCGUGCAAGGUAUUCGUGGCAGCACAUGGUGCUGGCCUAACAAAUGAGUUGUUCUUGCCUGAUGGUGCAGUCAUGGUUCAAGUUGAUCUGGUUGGCCUAGAAUGGGCAGGGGCUACCUAUUAUGGCAACCCGGCUCGUGCAAUGGGCGUGCAUUACUUGCGAUAUAAGAUCAAACCCGAGGAGAGUUCACUUUUGAAAGUCUUUGGACGAAAUCAUACAGUCAUGACAGAUCCCAGAUCUGUCCACGACCCAUUAGGCAAGGAAGCGUAUCUUAACGGUCAAAAUGUAAGAAUCAAUCUUGCAAGGUUUCGGGAGACAUUAGUCGAAGCACUUAGUCUUGUUGGAGAUUCGACUCUAUGA